Molecule: messenger RNA, 2025 nt
Organism: Lacerta agilis (Sand lizard)
Lineage: Eukaryota; Metazoa; Chordata; Lepidosauria; Squamata; Lacertidae
Product: zinc finger protein OZF-like
Exons: 2
Coding region: 93-1634 (513 amino acids)
Biological process (GO): negative regulation of transcription by RNA polymerase II
Molecular function (GO): DNA-binding transcription repressor activity, RNA polymerase II-specific
Source: RefSeq, a predicted model, not a curated record
GUCCAGUGUGCUUUGAAGACGUAGCUGUCCAUUUCACAGACGAGGAGUGGGCGUUGCUGGAUCCUGACCAGAGAGCUCUGCAUGAGGAAGUCAUGGAGGAACAUCAUGGGAUCCUGGGCUCUCUGGGUGGUGAUGAAUUAGAAAUUAAGAACAAGGAGCACGAUGACCAAGUCCACACAGUGGAGAAGCCAUAUCAAUAUUCAGAGUGUGAAGUCAGCUUCAGUCAGAGCUCCGAUUCCACUUCCCAUCAAAAUCUCAUUGAGAAUAAACCCUACCAGUGCUUUGAAUGUGGAAAGAGCUUCAGUCACAGCCACCAUCUCACUUCCCAUCAAAGAAUUCAUACCGGGGAGAAACCAUUUCAGUGCUUGGAAUGUGGAAAGAGCUUUGGUCAGUGUGCCCACCUCGAUGCCCAUCUAAGAGUUCAUACAGGGGAGAAAUCGUAUCAUUGCUCGGCAUGUGGAAAGAACUUCAGUCAGAGUUCCCAUCUCAAUGCCCAUCAAAGAGUUCAUACAGGGGAGAAACCGUAUCAGUGCCUGGAAUGCGGAAAGAGCUUUAGUCACAGCACCCAUCUCACUGCCCAUCAAAUAAUUCAUACAGGGGAGAAACCAUAUCAUUGCUUGGUAUGUGGAAAGAGCUUCAGUCAAAGCGGCCAUCUCACUGCCCAUCAAAGAAUUCAUACUGGGGAGAAACCAUAUCCGUGCGUGGAAUGUGGAAAGAGCUUUGGUCAGAAGGCCCAUCUUAUUUCCCAUCAAAGAAUUCAUACAGGGGGGAAACCGUAUCAGUGCGUGGAAUGUGGAAAGAGCUUUGGUCAGAGGUCCAAUCUCGCUGCCCAUCAGAUAAUCCAUACAGGGGAGAAACCAUACAGGUGCUUGGAAUGUGGAAAGAGCUUCAAUCGCAGCGCCACUCUCUCUGACCAUCAAAGAACUCACAGCAAGGAAGAAUUGUAUAAAUGCUUGGAAUGUGGAAGGAGCUUCACCUGGAAGCAAAGUCUCAUUACGCAUCAAAGAAUUCAUACAGGGGAGAAACCGUAUCAGUGCUUGGAAUGUGGGAAGAGCUUCAGCCACAGCACCGGUCUCUCUUUCCAUCAAAGAAUUCAUACAGGGGAGAAACCCUAUCAGUGCUCAGUUUGUGAAAAGAGCUUCAGUCAGAGCAGCCAUCUCACUUCCCAUCAAAGGAUUCAUACAGGAGGGAAACCCUAUCAGUGCUCAGUUUGUGGAAAGAGCUUCAGUCAGAGCAGCCAACUCACUUCCCAUCAAAGGAUUCAUACAGGGGAGAAGCCCUAUCAGUGUUUGGAAUGUGGAAGGAGCUUCAAUCGCAGUCACCAUCUUGCUUGCCAUCAAACCAUCCAUACCGGAGAGAAACCGUAUCAAUGCCUUGAAUGCGGAAAGAGCUUUAAUACAAGCACAGCCUUCAAUAGUCACCAGCGUAUUCAUGGUGGGGAGAAACCAUUUCAGUGCCAAGAGUGUGGGAAGAGAUUCACCUGGAAGCAAAGUCUCAUGGCCCAUCAAAAAAUUCAUACGGGGGAGAAACCGUAUCAGUGCAUGGAAUGUGGAAAGAGCUUCCGUCGGAAGUCUCAUCUCACUGCUCAUCAGAUAACUCACAGCAGGGAGAAAACCAAUGAUGGCUGUGUAUGAAAUUAAUUCUAAGAAAAUUUAAUUAGCAUGCAGUUGAGGAUUGCAGCAGGGUUCUUGUCCUUCGGCAGUCCAGCAAAGACGUCAACCUUGUCUCUCAGCACCGUGGCGUCCACAGUCAGUGCCAGUAUUUCUUCAUACUGUGUACGCGAGGUGCGAGUCAUUGGCAAAGGUGUUGAAUAGCUUUUUCAUGACACGUCUGGGAGGAGGGUCAAUAGCAAUUUGGCAACAGUGAUGAGACUGCUAUUAAUGCUUAGUUUCCCUUGGAAGAGGUUGACAAGCAAUUCACAUACUUCCACUUCAAAAGCCUCCAAGUUGCAGAUUGGUGGUGCUCCUUGUUUUCUCUUGCUGCACAGGGUUGGACCCAAAGUAAUGGCUUCCAGAUAUAAGAAAG